CAUUCGAAAUUUAACUUCUCUCGGUAGAGCCCUCGGAGAUUACUACAUCAACAUUCAAACGUCUAGACCCUAUAAAUUACUUUGCGCCUCUAAUCAUUGAAAAUGAAAGCUGGAGCCGCUCUUGAUGUCGGAGGUGCCUCGAAGAUGCCCACCACAGGGAUCAGCAGAGGAGUGUCGGCUCUCGGUUUCAUCCUUCGCGUUCUGGCAUUUAUCUGUACUCUGGGGAGCGCUAUUGCCAUGGGGACGACCAAUGAGACCCUCCCCUUCUUUACACGGUUCAUUCGGUUCAGGGCGGAGUAUGACGACCUUCCAACUUUCACGUUCUUUGUGGCUGCAAACGGCGUUGUAAGCGGUUAUCUGAUUCUUUCUCUCCCAUUCUCAAUCUUUCACAUCAUGAGAAGCGCUGCACAAAACAGCAGAAUCGUCUUGGUCAUCUUUGACACGAUCAUGCUGGCGCUGUUGACUGCCGGAGCCUCAGCAUCAGCUGCCAUUGUCUACUUAGCGCACAAAGGGAAUACGAAGACGAACUGGUUUGCAAUCUGCCAGCAAUUCAACUCCUUCUGCAAGCGGAUCUCAGGCUCUCUGAUCGGGUCCUUCGGAGGGAUCCUACUGUUUAUUCUAAUCAUCUUGUUGGCUGCGAUAGCACUAUCCCGGCGCUGAUUGCAAACAAAGCCUUCGUUGAAGAGUUUCAUUUCUUCGAGUUUUCUAUUUUCUUAAAAGUUUAAGCGUGAAAAUUGUGUUCCAGUG
Punica granatum (pomegranate) is the source of this 747-nucleotide messenger RNA. NCBI's taxonomy places the organism in Eukaryota, Viridiplantae, Streptophyta, Magnoliopsida, Myrtales, Lythraceae. The record is from RefSeq and is a predicted model, not a curated record.